This is a messenger RNA of Dentiscutata heterogama, 653 nucleotides long. NCBI's taxonomy places the organism in Eukaryota, Fungi, Glomeromycota, Glomeromycetes, Diversisporales, Gigasporaceae. The record is from the annotation of a GenBank genome assembly.
AUUUGGAUGCCAUCAGUGACCCAGUCGAAAGAUCGGCUACAACUGGAAUUAUUCAUAAUUUUGGACAGACGCCUCGUCAACUGUUCACGAAACAUCACCCGGCAAGGUCUUCCGAUACAAAUGAUUCGAAUAAUUACAAAUUUAACGAAAGUGUGGAAAUGCUAGUACAAUCAAUAUCCCCUUUGCUUGAUAUUCGAUUUCAAGUUCAUGAUAUACGUAUGUCGAAUGAUCGGUUGCUUGCUGUUAGCACACAAAAAAUUUUAAUUCCGCCAAAUUAUAAUUAUUAUGUUGAGUGGGGCUACUCUGAUAACAGUCUGCGACUUCAUCAAACAGAUACUAAAAAGUUGGUAGGCCUAUAUGAAAACCUUCAUUUGCAAACAGUAAGUUGUGCUUGCUUUGCAGACGGAAGAACGUUUAUUACUGGAGGAACUGAUGCGGUUAUUUGUAUUUGGAGAUUUAAAUGGCAAACUAAAUCGCCAGAAUGUGGUUUUAUGGAAUGCUUACGAGGACAUUCCGCAAAGAUCAAUUGUGUUACUAAUUCUAGAUCUUAUAGUAUUAUCAUAAGUGGGUCAGAUGAUAAGACUUGCAUAAUAUGGGAUUUGAAUAGAAUGAAAUAUGUGAGACAGUUGCAGGGUCACGAAACCGGUGUUCAG